UUGAGGCCUGCCAAAUCUCCUCGUAAAAGUCCACCUUAUCAAGAACCAACCCAACUUUUGGACCUAGUUCAUUUCCUUUGCGUUUCUUCUCUGAUCAUCAGUUGUUCGUUCCUGGGAUCAUGGCAUUAGCCGUGGUAGGUGGUGCUCUUCUCUCUGCUUUCUUUGACGUUCUUUUUGACAGGCUAGCUUCCCCUGAGCUUCUCAGCCUGAUCCGUGGAAAGAAGCCUGACAAGUUGCUUCAAAAGGUGGAGAACCACCUGAUAGUCCUUAGAGUUGUGCUUGCUGAUGCUGAGAAUCGACAAAUCACAGACUCCAAUGUCAAAAAAUGGCUCGAUGUUCUCAGAGAUAUUGUCUAUGAGGUUGAUGACUUACUUGACGAAGUUUCUACCAAAGCUGCUACUCAAAAGGAGGUAAGCAAUUCCUUUUCUCACAUUUUCAAUAGGAAAAGGAUUGUUAGUAUUAAUAAAUUGGAAGACAUAGCUGAAAGAUUAGAUGACAUUUUAAAACAAAAGGAGAGUCUUAAUUUGAAGGAGAUUCCAGUGGAAAGCAACCAGCCAUGGAAAGAUCAGCCUACAUCUUUGGAAGACAGAUAUGGUAUGUACGGCAGGGAUAAAGACAAGGAGGCCAUAAUGAAGAUGGUAUUGGAGGAUAACACUGAUGGUGAAGAAGUGUCCGUGAUCCCUAUUGUAGGCAUGGGUGGGGUUGGUAAAACCACUUUGGCCCGAUCUGUGUACAACGAUGGAAAAUUGAAGCAGAUAUUUGAUUUAAAGACAUGGGUUUGUGUUUCUGAUAUAUUUGAUACUGUGAAGGUCACAAAAACUAUGGUAGAGGAAAUUAUCAAGAUGCCUUGUAAUUUGUAUGAUCUAAAUCUACUUCAACUUGAAUUGAUGGACAAGCUGAAAGGUAAAAGAUUCUUCAUUGUUUUGGAUGAUGUUUGGAUUCAGGACUUUGAUAGUUGGAAUAGUCUUACAAAACCAUUUUUAAGUGGGAUUAGGGGAAGUAAAGUUCUCGUGACAACCCGCAACGAAAGUGUAGCGGCUGUAGUCCCUUUUAAUGUUGUUAAAGUAUAUCAUCUAAACCAAUUGUCGAAUGAAGAUUGUUGGUUGGUGUUUGCAAAUCAUGCAUUUCCUCUCUCAGAAGAUAGUGAAAAUAGAGGAACUCUAGAAAAGAUUGGAAAGGAGAUUGUUAAAAAGUGUAAUGGGUUGCCUUUGGCUGCACAGUCACUUGGAGGAAUGUUGAGAAGAAAGCACGCUCUUAGGGAUUGGAUUAAUGUACUUGAAAGUGACAUUUGGAAACUUCCUGAAAGUCAGUGUAAAAUUAUUCCAGCCCUCGACUAAUUUAUAAUCAUCCCUCCCGUGUAAAAACGGUGUUUUGUAUAUUGCUCACUGUACCCCAAGGAUUUCGAAUUUCGAAAGGAUGAACUGAUCCUGCUGUGGAUGGCUGAAGAUCUUUUAAAAGCACAAAGAAAAGAAAAGACUUUAGAAGAAGUUGGUGAGGAGUAUUUUGAUGAUUUGGUUUCAAGAUCGUUUUUUCAAUGUUCAAGUCUUCGGCCUUCGAGUAAUUAUUUUAUAAUGCAUGACCUCAUGCAUGAUCUAGCAACAUUCCUUGGCGGAGAAUUCUAUUUCAGAGCAAAUGAACUUGGAAAAGAAACCAAAAUUGAUAGAAAGACUCGUCAUUUGUCUAUUGAAAGAUUCAGUGAUCCAGUCUCCGAUAUUGAAGUUUUUGAGAGAGCCAACUUUUCCAAGACCUUCUUGCUAACAUUAUAA
Messenger RNA from Vigna umbellata (rice bean), 1766 nucleotides. Lineage: Eukaryota; Viridiplantae; Streptophyta; Magnoliopsida; Fabales; Fabaceae. The record is from RefSeq and is a predicted model, not a curated record.